Molecule: messenger RNA, 2674 nt
Organism: Cuscuta epithymum
Lineage: Eukaryota; Viridiplantae; Streptophyta; Magnoliopsida; Solanales; Convolvulaceae
Source: the annotation of a GenBank genome assembly
GAAAACAAUAAGUACAUAUUUGCUCCAGUUUGGUUUGGCUAGCCAUAUCCUCUUUAUUUAUCGUUACCGACGACAACCACCGGAUAUAUACGCUCGUUCGCCAGCGGCACACAGCGCACGCCAUUAAUUUUGAGGUGAAACGUUAGAAAUUUAUCAUCAGUCGACUGGCACAAAUGACGGAGGAUAGCUUCCCCAGGGGUUCGUCCUCUGAAUCGGCUUCGUCAACUGAUCCUUCAAUUUCCAAACAGAGGAAAAAAAGGAAGUGGGAUCAGCCUGAAGAGUCAUUGGUUUCAGCUGGAGUAUGCCAGCCUCCUAUUCUUCCUUUCACAAACAUUGGAUCUUUUGUUGGUAUGGCACUACCCAGCAUAGGCGCAACAUGUGGCACUCUUUUAGCCACUCCCCUCACAGCCAAUGGUGCAUCUGUAGUGCAGCAACACACGACAAAAAUCCAGGACGAGGUGAUUGCAAGAGAGAUUGUCAUAAAUGAUGCUGACUCUGCUGUUCGAUACAAACUCACAAAGCGCCAAACCCAAGAAGAGAUUCAGAAGAGUACAGGUGCAGUGGUAAUAACUAGGGGCAAGUACAUGAUUCCUAGUGCACAACCUGAUGGUGCAAAACCUCUAUAUCUUCAUAUUUCUGCUGGAGCACAUUUAGAAACAACAGUGGAGAGGAUCAAAGCAGUUGACCAUGCAGCGUCACUUGUGGAGGAAAUAUUGAAAGAGGGUUCAUCAAACAAUGGGUUGAAGCAGGCUAAUCCCUCCAUGAGUACCUGUGUCUAUGUGGGCUUUGAGGUUGAUGCAUCCUUGAACAUUUCUGCUCGUAUUCGAGGACCAAAUGACCAGUAUAUAAAUCACAUUAUGAAUGAAACAGGAGCAACUGUUGUGCUAAGAGGUCAAGGUUCAGAGGGUUCUGGAACUGUACAUGGUGAAGAUGGACAUCAACCGCUGCAUUUGUUCCUAUCGAGCAAUAAUUCAAAAAGUCUUGAGCGUGCAAAACUUUUGGCAGAAAAUUUGCUGGAUACUAUAUCUGCGGAGUUUGGUGCUUCUAGGGUGUCUUCUUGUAAAGUGUAUGGAGCUGUUCCUCCCCCACCGCAGCUAUUAGCUGGAAGUAAUAGUUUGGGAGAUGAGUUGAAAGUAAAUAAUUCUCAAGAUGCUAAUUUAAGUUCUGCAAGUGUGGGUGUGUCUGUACCAGCUGUUCCUUCUGUGGCUCCGGGUAUGGACAUGAAUGUUUCUCAAGGAAUUGUACCCCAGUCUUUAGGCUCAUUCAUUAUGCUGCCAUCUCAAUCAAACACAAAUUACUACCCCCAUACGCCAAUCUUGAGUGGAACGAGCUAUAUGGGUUACGGUGGGAUUUAUCCCCAAGUCACACCCUUACAACAAGUUGCCUUAGCCCUUAGACAGUCGAUCUCUAAAACAGCUGCAGGCUCCCCAGAAUCAACAACUAGCACCAGACCCCUGACUACUACGACAUCCUUUAUUCAGAAGGAGCGCCCCCCACAUAAACGCAAAUUCAGAGAGUUACCAACUAAUAUAAUGGUCGCAUCAAAUCUUAAUCAGGGUUUUAUGAACUGGGAGCUGCAUGGAAUUGCUGCAUGUUAUCUCAAUAAUCUAGGAAGUGCUGGCUCCAAAGGCUCAGGAUCUAACUGGUGUUAGAGAUAAUACUACUAUUCCUGGCACAAAGGUGUGCCAACCACCUUCUAAUUUAAUGCCACCGCCACCUCCUCCUCCCAAGAUGAUGCCAAUGACUCCUCCACCACUACCGACGUUUAAUUCUCCAACCUCUAAAGUGCACGGGAUAAACAAUACGCCUCAAAGGCCAUCCUCAGAAAAUAUUCCUGAUACUCUAGUGAAGCUAAUGGAAUAUGGGGAUGAUGAUGAAGAUGAUGACAUUGAGGAUGGUGUUGCUGGGGAGAGAUUGCAGGGGAAAUCAAUUGUACCAGAGGGUCCAAAACCAUUCUGGGCUGUUUAAAGAUGCUAAUUCGUCCCGUGGAACUCUCUGCUCUCUAAUUGAUGGUUAAUGAAUCAUUUAUUAGGGUGACAUUUCAAUGUAUUGACCCACCCGGAUAGCAAUGGCAUGAUUUCAUCUUAGAGAGAGGGGGGUUGACCCCCAAACAUGGCGGGAGGUGAAGAGGUUGCCUUACUUAGGGAGGACUGUUAUCAUGCUUUUUCCAGGAGGGUCACCCUACUGCUUGGAGUUGGAGGCAACUCAGUAAUACUGCAAAUUUAUUGCUUAAUUGUGCUGGUAGUACUUGAAGACUACUCCUUCAAUGUUUUGCAUGGGUUAUAAAACUGGACAUGCAAACGGUUGUACAGUGUUUGAUGGCCUAGUGAUUUGGUUGAAUUACAAGCAUUAAUAUUUUUUCAGCGCAGUAUUUAAUCCCUCUACUCUAAUUGUGUUCAAAUUAGUCGGACAUCUACUAUAAUUUGGUACGAUCAAGGACAAUUAUUUACGCCAUAAUGAUAUUGGGGGUGUUAGGCAAUGGUUGUUGGCUAGUGCUAGCUGUUGGCUGUUUUAAUUAGUUGAUUGUUGACAAUUUUGUUGAAUGUUUUGAUUAGCUACCAGUUUGUAAAUUGAUGUUUGGUUAAAUGAUUCUUUACAAUCAGCUGAUAAAUCCUUAACUUUUAAGGACAUCAAUUAUUUUUUUGAUAAUGUUAUUGGUCAAUUAUUUAAAUCA